This is a messenger RNA of Lycium barbarum (goji berry), 1181 nucleotides long. RefSeq names its product bidirectional sugar transporter SWEET10-like. Lineage: Eukaryota; Viridiplantae; Streptophyta; Magnoliopsida; Solanales; Solanaceae. Gene Ontology annotation, biological process: carbohydrate transport. The coding region runs from base 92 to 979 and encodes 295 amino acids. The transcript has 6 exons. The record is from RefSeq and is a predicted model, not a curated record. Gene Ontology annotation, molecular function: sugar transmembrane transporter activity. Gene Ontology annotation, cellular component: membrane.
UUCAAAAUGUGCUUGUAAGCUACACACAAAGAGUUAUUUCACUAACCAAGAAGAGUUAGAGAAAUUUGUUUAUUUGUUGUGUUUAGAAGAGAUGAUUCACUUGACUUUUAUAUUUGGCCUCCUAGGCAACAUUGUCUCCUUCAUGGUCUACCUUGCACCAGUGCCAACGUUUUAUAAAAUUUACAAGAAGAAAUCAACGGAAGGGUUCCAAUCAGUUCCUUACGUGGUUGGCUUAUUCAGUGCCAUGCUUUGGAUUUACUAUGCAUUUCUCAAACCUGAUACCACUCUUCUCAUUACCAUUAACUCUGUUGGCUGUUGCAUUCAAUCUUUCUACAUCUGCUUCUUCCUCUUUUAUGCAACAAAAAAAGCCAAGAUGGACACAGUGAAGCUGCUUCUUUUGCUGAACUUCUUUGGGCUGGGCGUAAUCAUUUUGCUAACUCAAUUUCUUGCAAACGGAUCCAAUCGUGCUCAAAUUGUCGGAUGGAUUUGCCUUAUUUUUUCCUUGUGUGUCUUCGUUGCACCUUUGGGUGUUCUUCGACAAGUUAUAAAGACCAAAAGUGUGGAGUACAUGCCAUUCCUCCUAUCAUUUUUUCUGACAUUAAGUGCCGUUAUGUGGUUCUUCUAUGGUUUACUGCGCAAAGACUACAAUAUUGCUAUACCAAAUGUGCUGGGAUUCACCCUUGGAGUGAUUCAAAUGGUGCUUUACUUGAUUUACAAGAACGCAAAAAAGGUCACUGAAGAAGUAAAAUUGUCCGAAAAUUUGGAAAACACAGAAACAGUUGUUGAAGAGCAUAAGCUUCCUGAGGAAUUAUUAAAAGAGCAGAUUAUUGAUGUUGUGAAGUUGAGUACUAUGGUUUGUUCAGAAAUAAUUCCAAUGGUUACUGAGCUGAAUGAAAUUAAUGUGCCUCAAAUCAGUGUGAUUAUUAAUGAAGAGAAGAUGAAGCCAAAGGGAACCAUAGAGGCCUCCGUUGAACUCUAAUUAAAUUAUGACAUUGGCUUGUUUAAGUAAAUGAUAUAAUUAUCUAAGUAAUGUUAUUGGUCAUGUUAUGUACUUAAAAAUAUUAGUCAUAGGUCGUCAUGAAUUAUAAUUUAGCCAGGGGGCAAAGCUCUGAUUGUGUGUGCCUAAGUUUGUACGUCUUUAUCUUUUGAUUCUAUUCUAUUUAUAGCUAAAUUCUAUCGUA